Scleropages formosus (Asian bonytongue) is the source of this 2124-nucleotide messenger RNA. RefSeq names its product ankyrin repeat and SOCS box containing 3 (gene asb3). Gene Ontology annotation, biological process: protein ubiquitination; intracellular signal transduction; positive regulation of protein catabolic process. The transcript is spliced from 10 exons. Bases 100 to 1728 code for a protein of 542 amino acids. Gene Ontology annotation, molecular function: protein binding. The record is from RefSeq and is a predicted model, not a curated record. Lineage: Eukaryota; Metazoa; Chordata; Actinopteri; Osteoglossiformes; Osteoglossidae.
UGACAUCAUGGCAGCGGAAGUGUAAACAGCUUUGAAACGGAAGAAAGCGGGUGAUUUAAGCUCAAACCUCGUUAACCUCCAGCCUGCAGGGGGCGCUGCAUGGACUUCACGGAGUGUCACCAGCACACGUGCUCGGUCGUCGCCUUGGCGACGCGGCAGGCGGACCACGCGCUGGUGAGGAAGCUGAUCGAGGAGGGAUACGGCGUGGACGUCCGAGACAACCGGGGCUGGAACCCGCUGCACGAGGCGGCCUCCUGCGGCGCCCACAAGGUGGCGCGGCUUCUCCUCGGGGCCGUACGCUCUAGGUGCGGGGACGGCGACUACGUGAACUCCCGGACGCACGACUCGGCCACGCCCCUCUACCUGGCCGCCAGGCAGGGACGCUUCCGUGUGGCGCGGCACCUCCUCCGGGCCGGAGCUGACGUGAACCGGACCACCGGCGAUGGCGCCAGCCCCCUCUUUGCGGCGGUGGACGGUGGACACAGGAAGGUGGCGGAGCUGCUGGUGCGAUGGGGGUCAGAGGUCAACCACGCCCACUCCGUGUCCGGCUGGAGCUGCUUGCACCAGGCUGUGUUUCGGGGGCACCCAGAAAUGGUGAGGUUCCUGGUGACCGUGGCCCGCAUCGACCCCACUGAUGACUUUGAGAUCACGCCCCUGUUUGUGGCAGCGCAGUACGGUCAGAGGGAGUGUCUGGACAUCCUGGCGGACGCCGGUGCCAACAUCAACCACCAGUCGCAAGACUUGGCCACGCCCCUGCUGAUCGCAUCGCAGGAGGGACACCUGAGCUGCGUGACCACGUUGCUGGAGCGCGGCGCCAACCCAAACCUCUACUGCAACGAGGAUAAGUGGCAGCUGCCCAUCCACGCUGCGGCAGAGUUCGGCCACAUCGGCAUCCUGGAGCGGUUGUUGCCCGUGACGGGCCGAUCUUGCGAUCGCUCUCCGGGGAAGGUGAGCCCGGUCUACUCAGCCGUUCUUGGAACGCAGGUGGAGAGCCUGCAGCUCCUGCUAAAGGAGGGCUACAGCCCCGACGCCCAGGACUGCGGAGCUUUCGGCUUCUCCUCCCCGCUGGCCGCCUGCCUCUUCCCCCACUACGAAAGCUCCGCCCCCCGGCAAGCCAGGCUGCACCGGGUGCCGGCAAUGGUGCGACUCCUCCUGGCUGCGGGGGCCCGGGUCGAGGGGGAGAUGUUCGGGACGUGUCUCGAGCUGGACCUGCCCUCCGUCCUGCAGCUGCUGCUGGCGAAUGCCGGUCUUCCCGCUGGAGAGCACCUGCAAGGUUUAGUGGCAGCUGGGCUGAAACGCGUCUCCAGCGCCGCGCGCUGGCUCCCCCUGCUGCUCCGGGCCGGUCUUAACCCCUCGCACUUCCUGCACCCUGCCCUGUUUGAGGAGGCCAAGGGUGAUGUCGUUAACUUCCUUCUGGAGUUCACUAAUUGGAAGAGGCUGCCCCUGUCCGUUCUGGCCUGUCUGUCAAAGCGGCAGGCGGAGUCUACCUGGGAGCCCCGCCCACACCUCUGUUUGCUGCCCCCCCUGAGCCACUUGUGUCGACUUGCUGUGAUGGACACGGUGGGCAGCCAGUUGCUGGCCGGGGAGGCCUUUGUGCGCCAGCUGCCAGUGCCCACCCUCCUCCAGGACUUCCUGCGCUUCACUGACGUCCUGGAGGCCCACGUCUUGCCCUGCCAGCAGCUACCGGAGGCGAGCGACAGUCUCGGGGAGAGUAUCGGCCCCCCCUAGCUGCACUAGCGUCCCCGUGAACUGCUCUGUUUCAGCAGCCUUGGGCCUGUCACCUGUGUGCAGUUCCUGCUCCCGCCAGACGAGGGGGCUGUCGGGACACUUUCUUUCUUUCAUGUGAUCUUUCUUUUGUAUCAAAGUAGUCCUUUAGUUUUUUGAUUAUUUAAAAACCGUCAAAAGUGUCUCAUCAUUGCAAAAUGAAAUAUGUAUUUGUAAAUAUUUGUGUAUUGCCUUUUUGCUAAUGGGGGAACCAGUUAACGGAGACAUUCUUACUGGGAGACAAUUUGUCAGUGACUAACAAGCACCAUCUGUCCUUUGGCCCCUAGCUGUUAGUCAGAUGCAGUCUGUCCAUCUGAAAGCUGAGAACCAGCAGGAGUUUCCUCUCAGAGAGUUAGGGGA